AUGGGGUCCCUCUUUCUCCCCUUUGGUGCGCUCUCUGACCGUUUCCUCUGCAUGGGGAUGACUCCAUACCCAGGAGCUCCUGGACUAGUGUCUUUGUGGCCGUCCAGUGGUUGUCCCCCGCCCGUGGCCGGGCUCCGGUUGCAGGACAACGGCCUAACAAGGCCUAACAAGCAGCUCGCUUUCGGAAGCGAGCAUUUCUCUUUUUUUUUUUUUUGCUUUUCAACAGACACUUUUGAGCCCAUAUGUGUUAAGUGCCUUGUCCUAGGUCAAGUGAGAGACAGAAGGUGGUUGGUUCUAGCUAUUGCCAUGGUACGUUUUUAUAUGGAAAAAGGAACACACAAAGGUUUAUAUAAAAGUGUUCAGAAGACGCUUAAAUUUUUCCAGACAUUUGCCUUACUUGAGAUAGUCCACUGUUUAAUUGGAAUUGUACCUACUUCUGUGAUAGUGGCUGGGGUCCAAGUGAGUUCAAGAAUCUUUAUGGUGUGGCUCGUUACUCACAGUAUAAAACCAAUCCAGAAUGAGGAGAGUGUGGUGCUCUUUCUGGUCUCGUGGACUGUGACAGAGAUAACUCGCUAUUCCUUCUACACAUUCAGUCUUCUCGACCACUUGCCGUACUUCAUUAAGUGGGCCAGAUAUAAUUUUUUUAUCAUCUUAUAUCCUGUCGGAGUUGCUGGUGAACUUCUUACAAUAUACGCUGCCUUACCAUAUGUGAAGAAAACGGGAAUGUUUUCAAUAAGACUUCCUAAUAAAUACAAUAUUUCUUUUGACUACUAUUAUUUUCUUCUUAUAACCAUGGCCUCAUAUAUACCAUUGUUUCCACAACUCUAUUUUCAUAUGUUACGUCAAAGAAGAAAGGUGCUUCACGGAGAGGUGAUUGUAGAAAAGGAUGAUUAAAUGAUCCCUACACACAAGGUGCUUUUUCCAGAAUAACCAGGAUUACUUGAGUCCAAGUUUUAAUGACAAGAAUAAACAACUUCAUGAAA
This is a messenger RNA of Ceratotherium simum simum (southern white rhinoceros), 983 nucleotides long. The record is from RefSeq and is a predicted model, not a curated record. NCBI's taxonomy places the organism in Eukaryota, Metazoa, Chordata, Mammalia, Perissodactyla, Rhinocerotidae.